Molecule: messenger RNA, 384 nt
Organism: Paramuricea clavata
Lineage: Eukaryota; Metazoa; Cnidaria; Anthozoa; Malacalcyonacea; Plexauridae
Source: the annotation of a GenBank genome assembly
AUGGUUCAAUUCUGCAAUAAUUCUAACAAUCUGAUGUAUGUCAAUGACAUCCAAGUUGCUGCAGUUGUGUUAUUGUCUGGCAAUAACUUUGGCAAACUGAAGCGUUUGGCUGCAUGUAUGAAUUUGGCAUUUGUGUCAAAAUCUUCAUUCUUUAGAAUACAGAGACUGUAUUUUGUGCCAGCAGUAGAUGAGUGGUGGGGAUGGAUGAGAAGACAACUAAUGGAUGAAUUCAAAGAUGAAGAAGUAAUCGCUGGUGGUGAUGGCCAAUGUGAUUCCCCCGAAGAAUUUGUUAUUUUAUCACAGAAGUUAGCUCCAGGUACAUCAUACAUGUUGAAAUUGUGGAAAAACAACAUGUUGGCUUGGUAUCCAGUAACAUGGAAGUAG